UUAAAGCCUAAGGUCCUCACAGUAUUAGCCAAGUCUCUUCAUUUUCAGUCAACAGAGCACUUUUUUGUCCACUGGAAACCAUUUUGCCAUGGAAGACGACUCCCGUUUCAAGGGUCUGAAGAGGCCGUUGGCCUCCGUCGAAGGACAUUCCGACGUCGUUCUCCAACGUUUCAAAGUCCUGUUACCCAACGGGGCCAGCGUUGAUUUGACGAAAGACGAUCAAGAGCGUGAAAUCUCAUUUCAGGGUUUCAUGGACUUGAUCAGGGACGCGUAUGAUGUGGAGAAACGACACUCUGGGUCGUUUAAAAGAAAAGGAACGAUAAACUGGAAGAGUAAAAGGUUGUAUCUCGAGGACGAAAAUGGGUCGAAAAUGAUGGGACGGAUCGAUUUGCGGUGUUUUAAUCCCCACAAGUGUCACAUUCUUCAACUUCAUGAUGGUUCUGGAGAUGUGACUAAUACUUUUGAGAAUAUGUGGGAUUUGACUCCUGAUACAGAUUUGUUGAUGGAGUUACCAGAAGAAUACAAUUUUGAAUCUGCUCUUGCAGAUUUGAUCGACAAUUCCUUGCAAGCAGUUUGGUUGAACUGUGAAACCCGUAGGAGAUUGAUAAGUGUGGAUGUUCGUGAGAAUAGAAUCUCAAUAUUUGACACUGGGCCUGGAAUGGACAACAGUGAUGAAAACUCUAUUGUGAAGUGGGGAAAGAUGGGUACCUCUCUAAACAGGUUAUAUAAAGUAAAGGCGAUAGGGUGCAAACCUCCAUUUUUAGUGCCGUCUUUUGGCAUGUUUGGAUAUGGAGGACCUGUUGCAUCUAUGCAUCUAGGGAGCUGUGUUAUAGUUUCGUCCAAGAGAAAAGAAUCCAAGAAAGUUUAUAAGUUAUCUCUUUCACGAGAUGCUUUACUCGGCAAUGCUGGUUCUCAAUGUAGUUGGAGGACUGAUGGCGGCAUUAGGGAUCCUUCUGAUGAUGAAAUUGUGAAAUCACCCCAUCUGAGCUUUACAAAGGUGGAGAUACUAAAGCCUAAAGUGAAAAACUUGGACAUAUCUAAGCUCCGAUGUAAGCUGAAGGACAUAUACUUUCCGUAUAUUCAGUGUGAUGAGUUGUCCGACGGUGGCAAGACUGUUACACCUGUUGAGUUCCAGGUUAAUGGUGUCGAUUUAGCUGGAAUUCAAGGCGGCGAAGUUGCAAUCACAAACUUGCAUUCUUGCAAUGGUCCUGAAUUUACUGUGUCACUGCGCUUUUCCCUUAAAAAAGAGAAUUCUUCACCCAGUGCUUCAGGUUCUAAGGCUCCUCUAAUGGCAAAUGCACGCCUCAAGUUUAUUUAUUUUCCCAUCCGUCAGGGGAAAGAGAGUAUUGAGAGGAUUAUUGAGAGUUUGGAAGCUGAAGGAUGUGGAGAUAGAGAAAACUUUGAGAACUAUAGUCGUGUCUCAAUUCGUCGACUUGGACGUCUACUUCCAGAUGCUCGUUGGGCAUCACUUCCUUUUAUGGAUUUGAGGCAGAGAAAGGGAGAAAACUAUCAGUUGUUGAAAAGAUGUUGCUUGAGAGUUAAAUGCUUUGUUGAAACUGAUGCCGGAUUCAAUCCAAUGCCUUCAAAAACUGAUUUGGCGCACCAUAAUCCUUUCUCCAUUGCUCUGAAGAACUUCGGUAGUAGGCCUCAGGACAAAGAAAAAGAUGUCAAUGUUGAAAUUCAUAGAGAUGAAAAACAGUUGACAUAUUUGCAACUGGAAAGGGAGUACAUGGAUUGGCUUCUUCAAAUGCAUCGUAUGUAUGAUGAAGAAAUCGAGUCUGGUGAAGAUCAACCUAUCAUUAUUGUUAAUCCCUUGAACAAGAAGGCGCUAGGAAUAUCAUCUGAUGUUAUAAGAGUUCAUCAAAUUCUGAAGAGAAAGAGAUUGUUGUGGAAAAGUGGCCAGAAAAUCAAAGUUCUCAAGGGUGCAUGCACCGGGUGUCAUAAGAACAAUGUCUAUGCAACGAUAGAACAUUUCUUGCUUGAAGGAUUUCAGGGGGAUUCUGGUGGAGAAGCUCGAAUUAUAUGCAGGCCACUAGGUGUGGAAAAUGGCUGUAAGCUUUCUGUAAAGGGUGGAACUCCCAAUUUGGAUAUUCAGGACUCACUAUCGCUUCCAAUUAGCGUGAUUGAUUCUCAGAAGUGCAAGCCCAUUGAUGAUUCUGAUUGGGAGCUCCAAGUUAAGAAACAAAUUCAGAAGAAUCCUUCAAGAAUUGAAUUGCUGAAUGUGAAACAGUGUCAUCAGUUGGAGGUUGAUGGGGCAUUGCCGACCAAUAUUCGAAUACAUGCUGGACAAACCCCUCCAAAGGUCAUUGUGGCUGUUUUUCGUCCAAGUAGUUUCACAUUUUCUCUUGCUUCAUACUUGGACCAGAAGGACAUUGUGAAGGUUAAUUUGGAGAUGUCAAUGGAAGUCACAUUUAGAAGAACCAAGAACCAUCAAGAUUUUGUACACAUUUACUCUGUUCGCAUUGCACCUUCAUCCUUCAAAGGGUUUCAUGGAUUGUAUAUGUUCUCACUCGGGGUGAAGUUCCGUCACUUGUUUCAGAAAGCUGGUGCAUAUACAUUUUCUUUCUCCGCUGAACAUUCGGGUUGUCCGAAGUACAAACAAACAAUGAUGGUAGUGCCUUCAGAAAAGGUUGGAAAGUGGGAGCUUCUUCGUGAUGAGAAGUUUCCAUCUUAUACUGUAAGGGUCGGUUCAUGUUUUCCACCCUUAUCUCUUGCAUGCUAUGACAUCUAUGACAACCAAAUGUCAUUUACCUCCUUUCCUAGCUUAAAGGUCAAGCUCAGCAUGAAUGAAGAUUUGUGUAUUGAUGUGGUCAAGAUGAAGCCUUCCCUUUCAUCUGAUAAUUUGGUCUUUAUUGUUAAGGAUAUUGUGAUUGAAUGUUAUGAGUUAGACUCAAUCCGGCCAAAUUAUGCAGCCACCUUGAUGAUAUAUAUUCAAGAUGAGUCGACACCAGUUUCUGUGGGAUGUCAGGUUACCCCUGGAGAUCUACACUCUAUCAAAGUCUGUUCACAACUUCCCAGAAAGCAAUUACUCCCAGGCUUUGUAGUUGAGCAGUUUUUGCUAGAGGUGUUCGAUGUGUACGGAAAUCAUGUUGAAGAAGGCUUCGAAGUUCAAUUCCAGUUGAAUGGUUUUAGCAUCCAAGGUCAAAUAGGCUCGAGCUUUAAGGUGGAUAACCAUGGAUGCAUUGACCUAGGGGGCCUAUUGAAAGUAACCACAGGUUAUGGAAAACAAGCGUGUCUCUCUGUUUUACACGAUGAUAAAGUAAUUUUCAAGCAAGAUUUUCAAACUGAGAAAAGGGAGCUAAGAAUAUCAUCAAGUGUGCCGGAGCAAUGCAUUGCUGGUUCCUCACUGGAAAAUAUAGGUUUUGAAGUUGUAGACUUCAAUGGGGAUGUUGAUAAAACAUUUCAUCAUGAUGAAAAGUGUGGCCAAUCCCAUACGCUCGUAAUUAAGUCAGAAUCAUUUGAAAUAGAUGAUUCUAUACGCUACGUGUUCAAGCAUGGCCUCUGCAACAUCACUUCUUUUCCCCUUCCUCAAAUUGAAGGGCCCCUUUUCUUCAAAGCUUUUCAUUCUCAUUACUCUCAGCUAUGUUGCGAUGUUAAGAUUUAUCUUGUACAUGCUCCAAUAGUCAAUGACGAAGAGGCUGAGGUCCACACUUCAGAUGGAAAGAUUUCUCAUGCUCCAAAAGUCGAGAACAGUGAGGUCGAGUCACACACUUCCUGUGGAAAGGUCUUAUUCCUGCAAAACUCGCCAUUUGUCAAUAAUGACAAUGAACUAGGGAAUGAAGUGCUCAAAUCUGCUGAACGUGUGGGAAAAAGGGAAAAUUAUCUGAAAGAGCUUAAUCGUUGUAAAACAGGCAUCGAGCAACAAAUUUUUAGGUUGCAAGCUUCUCUUGAACCCGAUUUAGUGAACAAUCUGGAUUGCUUGUCAACAAAAGAAGAACUAAUGAAACUGAUCAAGGGAAGAGGUCAAACUGCAGCUGCUAUUCUCUGCAGUCUUGCUCAAGGACCACCGAUGCAUAUCACGGAAGAUGUAGUAGGCGUGGUAGCCCUACUUGGAACAGUUUGCUCUGUUGAACUUAGCAGGAUUUUAGCCGAAUACUUGGGUGAAGAUCAAAUGCUUGCGGUCGUGUGCAAAUCCUAUCAUUCAGCAGGUGCUCUUGAGCAGUAUGGGCAUAAUGGUAAAGUUGAUUCUAGGUUCGGUCUUCAUGCAGAAGCUACCGCUCUUGGUAAAUCUUUAAGUGACAGAUUUUUUGUUGUCUGCCUCGAGGAUAUAAGUCCUUACCUGGGAGGAGUUGAGUUCAAUGACCCUCAAAGGAAGCUUGUCUUACCAAUUCCUAGCUUACCAUUUGGACACUGUCCUCCGGGUUUUAUUGGCUAUGCAGUCAACAUGAUUAAUUUGGAUAAUCCCAACUACAGAACUGAUUCCGGCUAUGGUUUUCGUGAGACUCUAUUCUACAGACUUUUUGGUAAGGUUCAAGUAUACGAUACAAGGGAAAAUAUGGAAAGGGCUCGUAGUUGCAUAAAACAUGGUGCUGUGUCUCUGGAUGGAGGGAUUCUGAGAAAGAAUGGACUUAUAUCUCUUGGAUUCAGGAGCCCAGAAAUAUAUUUUCGGGUCGAGAACAGGAACGUGUCUCCGCAAAGCCAGAAAAUCAUGGAUCAAAUCAAGGAAAAACAAAAUGCAUUAACAAUCAUCUUGCAACAUAUAGAUGAAUCGAAUGAAAAGCUUAAGAGAGAUCACCUUAGGCUCGACAAGAAAAAAACCAAGUUUCGGAAGUGCAUGGAUAAUACCGAUAAUGCGAUCAACAAUAUCGUAACUAUGAGCCCACUGCAACACUCCCAAGAGCUUGAAACUCCCUCCCAGUCGACUCCGAGGUGAUUAUAUUUCUAACUGACAGCUCUUUAUCUGAUUGAUAGUACUAUGAAGAUCAUAUACACGGGUUAGUUCAUAUAUGAUCAAGCUAUUUGUAAAUGUCUGUUGAAAUGGUGGGAUCCUUGCAAGCUGAAACAUUAGCUUUUUUAUUACCAUGAUGUAUAUUUUAUCAUAUUAAAUGAUCUAAUUAAAUAUAUAUAUAUAUAUAUAUAUAUAUAGAGAGAGAGAGAGAGAGAGAGGACUAUUAGUAAUUAUCCCUUUAUAUGUAUUGAUGGUAAUUGAUGAAUAGAAAAAGGAAUAAUGCAGGUUUGGCAGUUGUUAUUA
Molecule: messenger RNA, 5191 nt
Organism: Hibiscus syriacus
Lineage: Eukaryota; Viridiplantae; Streptophyta; Magnoliopsida; Malvales; Malvaceae
Product: structural maintenance of chromosomes flexible hinge domain-containing protein GMI1-like
Exons: 38
Coding region: 89-4873 (1594 amino acids)
Biological process (GO): chromosome organization
Cellular component (GO): chromosome
Molecular function (GO): ATP binding; protein binding
Source: RefSeq, a predicted model, not a curated record